CAUGUACUGUUCAAUCAAAGACUAAAAUGGAUAUUCUCAAUCCAAUCAACCCUGCAAAAUGACAAACAUCCCUUUCACUGUGUGCCGCGUGAUGGAUGAGCGGCGGGGUGUCCCCUUGACCUCUGACGUGGUUCACCAUGCCUGAGAUACUGGACCAAUGUUUGUCAAGUGAGAUGAUAUGACCGGUCAACUUCUCUCAAAGGUUGGAGUUCUAUCCGAAGAAGUUGGCCGGUCACUCCUGGAGUCCAAGGACCAGGUCUCCGAACUUACCCUCCUUCUUGAUUCUGCCAAGUUGGAGAUCAAUGACCGGGCCGAGAGGGAGAAGAGACUUGAAGAGGAGCUGAAGGAAGAGAGGGCCAGGCUAGACGAGGAAAGAGCCAACCUGGUGGAGGCGAAGAGGAAGUUGGUAGAGCUGGAGGAUGCCUUGGCCCAAGCUGAAGAGACUGCCCGGUCAAAGGAGCAAUCCUUUCCUGAUGAUGCUGCACGAUGGGCGGCCGAGCAUCAUGUCGAGACUGCCCGGUCCAUUCUAGUUGGGCCAGAGGAGACAAUGGCCUUCUUCAAGACCAUGUACAAGGAGCCGGAGGGCAAAAAGAUGAUAACCGAUAUCGGUUCAUAUGGUUUCCAAUGCGGUCAGAAAGAUGAGAGGUCACUCCUCUACUCCAGGCUUCAGAAAAGGGACCCUUCCUUUGACCCGGCCAAAGUGAAGCUCCCGGCCUUGUAUACGGAAGAGCCAGCUCCCCCUUUCCCUUUGCAGUAGGUUAGGGUAGAUAAUUUUAAAAAACUUUGAAUUUUCCCAAGGCCUGGGGGAUGUCCGGCCUACUUCUGACUUGUUUAAUAUUGUCUUUUGUUUGGCAUGGUUUUCAAUUUACCGGCUUGUCUUCUUUCAGUUUGUAUGGUUGUCCUUUUCUAUGCAUGGUUAUUGCUUUUCUUUUCUUCUUCUUGAUCGCCUUUGAAUGAACUUCCAAGUCAAUA
This is a messenger RNA of Cuscuta campestris, 972 nucleotides long. The record is from the annotation of a GenBank genome assembly. NCBI's taxonomy places the organism in Eukaryota, Viridiplantae, Streptophyta, Magnoliopsida, Solanales, Convolvulaceae.